Anoplophora glabripennis (Asian longhorned beetle) is the source of this 1191-nucleotide messenger RNA. Its product is annotated as lysosomal acid phosphatase. Lineage: Eukaryota; Metazoa; Arthropoda; Insecta; Coleoptera; Cerambycidae. The transcript has 4 exons. The record is from RefSeq and is a predicted model, not a curated record. Bases 90 to 1151 code for a protein of 353 amino acids. Gene Ontology annotation, biological process: dephosphorylation. Gene Ontology annotation, molecular function: phosphatase activity.
UUUUUUCUAGUAAUAAACCUGGCUAUUACUUAUUCUUAUUACACAUUUAAAAUUUAGCAAGAAAUUUUAUUUCUUAUUGCAGCAAAAAUAUGGAAAAUAAAUAUUUAAUAAUUUUAGUAAAUUUAAUAUUUAUAGUGAGUGGUGCCGCUUCUGAAGAGGAUACGCUCUUAUCGGUGGUGCAGGCAUUUAGACAUGGUGAAAGAACUCCUGUUCUGUUCUACCUUACAGAUCCUUACAAGGACAGUUCUUAUUGGGAUGGUUUGAGUACUGGCCAACUUACGAACUAUGGAAAGAUACAGCUGAUGGAACUGGGAAAAUAUUUUCGAGACAGAUAUGACGGCUUCGUGUCCUCAAGUUAUUCAGAAGACGAAAUCUACGUAAGGACAGUAAGCGGUAAGCGGAACCUUCUCUCCGCUGAAGCAUUUUUAGCAGGACUCUACCCCGACGAAGAGGUUGACAUGAAAGUACACCAAGCGCCCAUCGCCGUCGUAGGUAAUUUGCAGGAUUGCCUGCGUUACGAUAUUGAAUGGUUGGAGUUGGAAGCCACUAAUGAAUACUUUAAGAAAAUCAAUGAGGAUAACAGUGAAGAUUAUAAGUACAUUAGAGAAAAUAGUUUGUUCCCAGUAUAUGGCCUCGAGACUGCUUACGGCAUUUGGGAUACUUUACAUAUCGAAAAGAGAUUUAACUAUACUCUACCAGAGUGGACAGAUAGUGUGUUUCCAGAAAAACUUACAAAGAUGUCGGAUAUAUAUGCACAGUCGUUGUGUUACGACGAGAAUCUACAAAAGCUUGGUGCAGGUGGUUUUAUUAACGCAUUGAUAGACCAUUUCGAUUCCAUCCUGACGAGUGACCCUUCGCAGAAAAUACAGCUCUAUAGCGUGCACGACACCAACAUUGCUUGCUUCCUGAACGCAUUUGAUGCCUUCAGUGAACCUCACAUUCCGGACUUUGCUAGUAGCUUGAUAUUUGAACUGAGGCAAGACAGCAAGGGCAGUUAUGUUAACAGCUAUUAUAAACCUGCAAACGAGGCGGUCCCAAUAAAUUUGAGGGGUUGCGCCUUUGAUUGUAGGAUUGAAGAUUUCAGAACUUUAUUUAGUAACAUUAAGCUCAGUGAAAUAGAGUGGGUUGAAAAGUGUUACACACCACUGUAAAAAUAGCUUUACAGACAUAAUAAAUGAGAGUAUUUCUUAA